Molecule: messenger RNA, 855 nt
Organism: Yamadazyma tenuis ATCC 10573
Lineage: Eukaryota; Fungi; Ascomycota; Pichiomycetes; Serinales; Debaryomycetaceae
Gene: VAM3
Product: SNAP receptor
Biological process (GO): intracellular protein transport; vesicle fusion; Golgi to vacuole transport
Cellular component (GO): SNARE complex; endomembrane system; membrane
Molecular function (GO): SNAP receptor activity; SNARE binding
Source: RefSeq, a predicted model, not a curated record
AUGUCCUUUGCCAACUUCGAUCUAGAAGCGCAAAAGUCCACCAAUGGCAGCCGUAUAACCGAAGAGAACCACUCUAUCUCCCAAAAUGAACUUGACAAGAUCAUCGACAGUACUUCUACUCAGCUUCAAGUAUUUGGAAACCUUAUCUCUCAGUUUGAGUCUCAGCGGAGGAGUGUCGGAUCUAAACGAGACAAUACCGAAUUAAGAAGCCUGCUAGACUCACUCACAGUCAAACUUAGCGGACUAGAACGAGCCAUCAAGAAGCUUAUGGCCAACCUUGCCGCCUUAAUCACCAAAAAUUCUGAUGAAAAAACAGAUAGUAAGUUUGAAAUAACCAACCGUCAAAUCAUCAUCAAAGAAAGACUAGUCACCGAAUAUAAUGACCUCCACAGACAAUAUGCGAGAUCUUUCAAGGAAUAUUCAGACAAGAAGCGCUUGUAUCCGCUCAAGGUGACUGAGGCAACGCCUCUACUCCCAGACAACCCACAACCCCAGUAUCACAGCCAACAGCAACAACAGCUCCAGGUGCAAGAUCAAGACAUAAUACAAGAAACUGAACUCGAGUACCAUCGGCUUUUGACCGAAGAGAGAAACCGGGAGAUAGAACAGGCGGCCGAAGGAAUCCAGGAAGUCAAUACGAUAUUCAAAGACUUGGGUGCAUUAAUCCAUCAACAGGGAGAACAACUAGAUUUAGUCGAAGACAACAUUGCUGACCUCCAACAAAACACCCAACAGGCAUCACACGAGCUCACAAAGGCUCACGAGUACCAGAAAAAGAAGGGGAAAUGGAGCUGCAUUCUUCUAGUUGCUCUUUGUAUAUUUGUAUUGGUGGUAGUUUUAGCGGUGGUGAGCUAG